Messenger RNA from Fusarium venenatum, 1128 nucleotides. Its product is annotated as dimeric dihydrodiol dehydrogenase. NCBI's taxonomy places the organism in Eukaryota, Fungi, Ascomycota, Sordariomycetes, Hypocreales, Nectriaceae. The record is from RefSeq and is a predicted model, not a curated record. Gene Ontology annotation, molecular function: nucleotide binding.
AUGGAAAACCAAGAGACUCCAACCUGCCGUUGGGGCAUCCUUACCGCUGGCCUUAUUUCAUCCUGGUUUGUCUCAGACCUCGUCUCUCCCAGAGAAGAUGCAAAAGCCAACCAUGUCAUUCAUGCAAUCGGUGCAUCAUCUGUCGAGAAAGGUCAAGUCUUUGUCGACAACUUCAUGGCCGACGUCGAGAUAAAGCCCAUCUUGUACGGUACAUACGAAGAGCUUUACAAUGAUCCCAUGAUCGAUUGCAUCUACAUCGGUAGCCCUCAUGGCUUCCACUACCGUGAUUGCAUGGCAGCUAUCAAUGCUGGAAAGAAUGUUCUAUGCGAGAAGGCUUUUACAAUCAAUGCUCGCGAGGCCCGUAGCGUCUUCGAGGCUGCAAAGGCCAAAGGAGUCUAUGUUGCUGAAGCCAUGUGGCUUCGUCACCGACCUAUGAUUGCCGAGAUCAGAAAACAACUCUACGAGGACAAGGUGAUAGGCGACGUUACACGAACCAACUGCGAUUUUCAUGCGCAUUGGGACCUGGAUGCUUUACCUGAGACUUCGCGACUCAAGAACCUGGAGCUAGGCGCUGGCACCUUGCUCGACAUCGGCAUCUACUCCCUCACUUGGGCCAUAACGACACUUGAUCCUUCAGCUCCUGCCGCCGGUGGCACAAAGGCUGCAGCAAAAAGUGAUAUUGGUAGCGAAAAACCAAAAGUCAUGGCAACGCAGUCAUUCAAAGGUGAUGUCGAAGUGGGCACCAGCGCUAUCUUACAUUACCCCAGCAGUGGACGACAGGGAGUAAUUACCUCAACAGGAAGCUCGCCACGUGGUGGCCCGCAUUGCUUUGGGACUAUCGAGGGCACUGAUGGAUUUAUUGAACUAGAAGGGAAUGCCCCCUCGCAUCCCACUGCCUUCGUUGUGUACCCACGAUGGUCUGAAGGCACUAAACCUGAGGGCAAACGAUAUGAAUGGAGCUUGAAACCCCGGCAAGGCUUUCAAUUCGAGGCAGACAACACGGCCUUGGAUCUACAGGCUGGCCUAAAGGAGAGUCCCAUCAUGCCUUGGUCUGAAACUAUCCACGUCAUGGAGAUUAUGGAUGAGAUUCGACGGCAGGGUGGCACAAAGUACCCUCAAGACAAUUAG